Melanotaenia boesemani (Boeseman's rainbowfish) is the source of this 4207-nucleotide messenger RNA. It is a transcript of the gene amotl2a, whose product is annotated as angiomotin like 2a. The coding region runs from base 306 to 2417 and encodes 703 amino acids. Gene Ontology annotation, cellular component: plasma membrane; cytoplasmic vesicle; bicellular tight junction. The transcript is spliced from 11 exons. The record is from RefSeq and is a predicted model, not a curated record. Gene Ontology annotation, biological process: actin cytoskeleton organization; hippo signaling; establishment of cell polarity involved in ameboidal cell migration. NCBI's taxonomy places the organism in Eukaryota, Metazoa, Chordata, Actinopteri, Atheriniformes, Melanotaeniidae.
CUCUCAUUCCAGCCGCAGCGAACAAUCAGCUCUCAGUUAUUUAUUAGCGGCUCGCGCAGCUUCGCUCCUCUCAGUUUGCUUGCUGCUGCCCGUCGGCGCGCGCGCACAUGUUCAUGCAGGAAACGAGCUCUGGAAAGUCGUUGAUAUUUUGACAAAUUAGUGGAGAAUAUUUACAGAGGAUAAUAAACGUGGCUGCUUGCUGUGUAAUGAUACUGGAAGGCGACUUGUGAUUUUCCAGGUGCCCACACUGCCACUUGUUUUUUUUUUUUUUUUUUUUCUUACACUUAAAAUUCCAACUGAGUGAAAUGAAAACCUCGGAAGACUCCUCCGGAACAGUCCUUCACCGUCUCAUCCAAGAGCAGCUCCGUUAUGGAAACCUGACGGACACUCGCACACUUCUGGCUAUCCAACAGCAGGCCCUGCGUGGAGGGAGCAGCGGUGGGGGCACGGGCAGUCCUCGCUCAUCCCUGGAGAGCCUGACUCAGGAGGAGACCCAGUAUAUGCAGAUGUCGGCACGGCAGGAGCCCCAAGGACAGGAGCACCAGGGGGACUGCCCACACUCUGAGAGCCCUGUGUGCCAUCUGUACCAGCUCCAUGGGGAGGAGCUGCCAACCUACGAGGAGGCCAAAGCCCACUCCCAGUACCUCAUCUCUCAGAAGGAACAAGCAGAGCAGGACGGUCCUGGUGUGGACAUAAUGGGAAGUCAAAGUGAGGGACUAUGGGAUGUGAAGAGGGAACAUGCUCGUUCUCUGAGCGAGAGGCUCAUGCAGCUCUCUCUGGAGAGAAAUGGACACAGAGACAACCUGCUCAUGAGCUCUUCAUACAGCUACCCCCAGCUAUAUAAUAACAACAAUAACGUUUCAAACGCUGGAGCACCAGACAGACAAGGGGCCCAGCAGUGUAUGGACCAGCGUGGACCACCACCAGAGUAUCCUCUGUACGCCAGAGUCCCUGAAUACAUGCUCAGCCACUCUCAGGAGCAUGUGCAUUACCACAGAGACCCUCCUCCACCUUUCUACUCACAGCAUCACAGCAGGUUUGUGUCUGCUCAGUCCCAGGCGACUCACGGCAUCACUUCAGCCUCUAACAGUAACGACAUGUUGAUGCGGGAGAACGAGCGGCUCAGGAAGGAGCUGGAAGUGGCCACAGAGAAGGCCGCCAGGCUGCAGAAGUUGGAACUAGAGAUUCAGAGGAUAUCCGAAGCGUAUGAGACCCUGAUGAAAGGCUCGGCCAAACGGGAAACUCUGGAGAAAACUUUGAGGAACAAACUCGAGGCAGAGAUUAAGAGGAUGCAUGACUUUAACAGAGACCUGAGAGAACAACUGGAGACAGCAUCCAAACACAAAGACACAGAGUGUACAGACCCGAGGCAGCACGUCUUUGUUAAACUCCUGGAGCAAAACGAAGAGCAGCAGCGAGAGCGCGAACGUCUGGAGAGGCAGAUUCAUCAUCUGCGCGUGUCCGGGGAGGAGUGCCAGCGGAGACGGGAGCUGCUGGAGCAGGCCUUAGCAUCGGCACAAACCCGCAACAGGCAGCUGGAGGAAGAGCUGCUGAGGAAAAGAGCCUACGUGAAGAAGGUGGAGCGGCUGCAGAGCUCGUUGGCCCAGCUGCAGGCGGCGUGCGAGAAAAGGGAGGUGCUGGAGCUGCGGCUGCGCACUCGGCUGGAGCAGGAGCUGAAAAGCCUCCGAGCGCAACAGUCCCAGAACCAAACAGCCGACCUCACCGCUUCAGAGCUGAGCUCGUCCACGCUGCAGCAGCAGCUGAGGGAAAAAGAGGAGCGUAUUCUGGCCCUGGAGGCGGACAUCACCAAGUGGGAGCAGAAGUACCUGGAAGAGAGCACCAUGAGGCAGUUUGCAAUGGAUGCAGCUGCUACUGCUGCAGCGCAGAGAGACACAACCAUGAUCAAUCAUUCACCUCGGCUUUCACCGAACAGCAGUUUCAAUGAGGACCUGCCUUUGUCUAGCCAUAGACACCAGGAGAUGGAGAAUAGGAUCCGAGUUCUUCAUGCUCAGCUUCUGGAGAAGGAUGCUGUGAUCAAAGUCCUCCAGCAGCGCUCCCAAUGGGAACAGGGCAAGCUGGAGAAGCAGGGACUUCGUCCGGCCAGAUCGGUUCCCACCAUCAACACCGUGAGCAGCAGCGCAGAGUGUAAAGGAAAGAGCCUCUCAGAUGACCAGACAGGUGCUGCAGCGAUGAAACUCCUGUCUUUCAUCACAGCCAAGGGCCUGAGCCGAGACUCGGGGACCCAAAGUGAUGAGCCCUCUCAGGAGUUGGAGGUCCCAGCAGAGCCUGGCAAGCUUAAGGUGUCUGAGGUGAUCUCAGCAGCUCCCACCGAUGCCUCAGAGGAGCCAAAGGCCACGCUCAAGAUGUCCCGGAGCAUCAACAGCUCAGUUUCAGAGGUGAUUGAAAUCCUCAUAUGAGUGCUGAUGAGAGCUCAUAUGACCAAAUGAUGACAGCCAGCAGUGAAAGGAACCUUUGCCUCAGGUGUAAAGACUUCAGUCGAUGUCUGACUUAAAGCAAAGUACAGGGUUGUGUGUGUGGCCUGGUUUUGAGGAGAAGAGCUGAGCUUUCCUUCCACCAUUUCUGCACAUUUCACAGGUGGACAGAGAGAAUUCGUCAAGGUACCUGGACAGUAUUUUGCAAUAUGACAGGAACUAUGCUGCUGAUAGUGCAUGUUGUGUGUUUGAUUGAUUAUGAAUUGUAUUUAUACUUGUAAAUGCUGCUCAAAUUGUGAUGUGACUUCUCUGUUUGAAAGGAGACUUGUGUUUUUUAAUUGAUAUAGAAAUGGCUUUUUUUUUCUUUUGGUUUACCGAUAUGAUUAGUGUGUUUUCUUUGUGUUAUGUUGAACUGACACUAGCAUCCCUAUCACCACACCUCCUAAAUUUAAUGGGAAUAUUUAUGAAAAUACUCAGAAUAAGCAUGUUCUAUGUUUAAUGCCACGUUUGAGAAUUGUUGUUUCACGAGACAGUUCAAAUUUAAAGUAACAGUUGCUCUUCUCUUUAAAAUACAUUUGGGGCCCCUUGCUCACGACUCGGUCGAGGAUUUUAAAACUUCCUUUGAAUGCAGAGCUUGCAGAACAUAUCUUAAAAAAACCUGCGAGGAUUGACUGUAUCUCACCAGGGUCCAAUUUUCCACAUCCCGGGUUAAUGUUCGGGGCCUCAAAUGGCGACGGCCCAACAUAACGCUCCCCUCCGAUGACACACUGGAGCUAAUCUUCUCACAUUCCUCACUGAGGGAAUGCUCCGGUUAAAGAAAAAGGCUAUCUAAAGUCUGACCCCUUGGCCUUGUUAAAAUGGCACGCAUUCUCCACAUGAUUCCUUUUCUGGGGCUGGUUAUUUCUUCUGAGCCAUGGUAGCUGGUUCUACCAUAAGCAUGGAAAUGGUCAACUAUAAUUGGCCUGCAUUUGCUACGCUAUUUGAUGUCUCAAUGUGUUAUAUUCAGCUGUGUUUUCUCCACUGCUCAACCAUCUCACAUUUCUGAGUAGACUAUAUACUUAACAUGGUGUUUUCUAUUUAUUACGCCCUGCUUAAUAUAGGAUUAGUGCUGAAUGAAGACUACUGUUUUCAAGGAAUGUGCUUUGUAUUUAACUGGAAUGUGAUGCUAUUUGCUCUGCUCUUUAAAGAUAGAGGCCGCUAAGUUUCAGCAUCUAUGGAUGUGCUAUCUCAUCUACUUUUAUCACUGAUGUUGGUAUUAUGUUUAUCACAUGAUCAUAAUUGUCUUAAGUACACAAAAAGCAUGUAAAAAGUCACAUUGAAUUGGUUUUCCCUAUCAUACUCCUCCCUCAUAUUUCCCAUCACAGUGCAUCUGCUGGUCAGGGCCUUGUGUUAGUUUGAGUUUCUGUCCCUUUGUUUAUUGUGGAUUGAUGUUGAAAUGAAUGGCUAUUUGAAGUAAGAAGUUAAUAUAUUUUGUUUGUUUGUUUUUCAUUUAAAUAUGAGUUAUUGUUUGGUUUCUGGUGCCAAAGAUGUAGUCUGUGUUUAAGUUAUAACUGAUGACAAAUACAAUGGGCUCCGUUAAGGUGCCUUGCUUCAGCUGGUUGACCCAAUUUAUUGUUGCUGUGAACUUUUGUAAAUGAGACAUUUGUAUGAAUGCCUUAAAAUUUUACAUUAAUAGAUUAAAAUACCUAAUAUAUGUAUGAUGAAGGGCUUUCUGUUUUUAUUUAUUUAUUUCUUAGGUUUGUGCAAUGGAUUACAAAAAGUAUAUAUCCCUCAAC